AUGACCUCCGAGGCGGCGACUUUGCCAUCUCUUCCGAACAUACUACCCUGGGAGGAUAACCGACAUCCUUGCGGCCCUAGAGACAUCAUGCAUGCCAGCGGACAGAUCCGCGAGCCGGAUUCAUAUACAAAGGGCCACUCUCCCACCCCACCAAGGCGACCUCGAUUUCCGAAUAUCAAAGACCUGCAGGAUCAGGCGGCUGCACUAAAUGUUAACGAGACCACGCCGCUCCCUGACCUCCUGGCAACGGCUGCCGAUGCAAUUGAAAAGGCCAAGAAACUUCUUAAUGACAACUACACCGAUAAAGCCUACGUGCAGUACCUUCGUGCCUCCGAGAUUACUGUCAACCUGAUUCCUCAUCAUUCGGACUAUCGAAACAUCAGCCAACAUUCUGAGCGGUAUAAGGAGUUUGCCGAUCUGUUGAAAGCGGUGCGGUCCAAACAAGGCACCAUGGAUUCGAUCAAGCAUGAUAUUAUCGAAGAUAAUCUAGCUAGUGGCAUGCAGCCAACUGGUGCGUUUACGCCAACGUCUCUAGAACGAGUUUCUGUUGCACCGAGGGGUCGUGAGAAUCGACAGUCAGCAACAAACUUGACCAGAAUGCCAAGCCCGACGCAGUAUCAGAGCAACCCUCAGCCUUCCGUUGAUUCACCGAAAUUUUCUAGUCCCCCAGAUGACAUGCUUGCGCAGCGUUUCGCCAAACUCAAGGCAUCUCCUCCCAAUCAAGGGUUGGGAUCGAGUACUGCUGGACCGGGCAGCACGACGGUGGGAUCUGCAAGGCAGACCCCACUUCAUCCGUCGAACAUCCCCUCCGGCGCAAGCAAUUCCCCACCGCCAAGGCGUCCGUUAGGGCCUCGCGGAAUGGGAGCUUCGUCGAAUGUGCCAACCAUUCCACAAAAAUUACCUCUCAACACAUCAUUGCCUCGUGCCCCAGACCCGGCUUAUAGCCCUGUCUUCACCGUGCCAUCAAAGCCAACAUCGAACCCGCCGCGAACUUCAAUGGAAAGCAACCGCUCGAGCAAUCCAAGAUACUCGCAAUUCAGCAACUCCCCUCGCGUUAGUCCCAAUCGGGAGGACAACCCUUACCGGUCUAUGACGCCUAAUGGCUUGAACCCGGCACGAGAAACGCGAAGCAAUUCACCGGAUCUGCCCUAUAGCACAACGAUUACUGCCCAGAGCCUGCUUGAAAAUCUGCGAAAAUUCAACGUGCUAUUGAUUGAUGUUCGACCUCGAGAGCAGUAUGACAAUGGCCAUGUAUAUGCAAAAUCCAUUAUUUGCAUAGAGCCGGUGAUUCUGAAAGAGAACGUAUCCGCGGAAGAACUAGAGGAACGUUUGGUUGUUUCACCUGAGCAUGAGCAAGCAUUAUUUGAAAAACGGAACGAGUAUGACCUUGUGGUGUACUACGAUCAAAGUACCGCUUCCGUGAGCUAUCUCGCCGGCUCACCAGUGGGGACGUCGGCGCCCCAUUUGCGAGCACUUCAUGAUACCCUUUAUGAGUUUAAUGCCUACAAGCCAUUGAAGGCUGGGCGACCUCCUGCUCUUCUGCUUGGUGGGUUGGAUGCAUGGAUCGAUCUUUUAGGGCAACAAUCCUUGGCCACAUCAUCGACCGCUGCGGCCAUGAGUUCUCUACAGGCACGAAAGCCGGUUGCCCGACCUGGUCGGCCUUUGGGCCGAGUGCCUACAAUGGCUAGUGCGAAUUCAAGCCUGGAAAUUCGGAAGAGACGACUCCGCGAGUUCACUCCUCUGAACUCAAAGGAAUUGUCCGAGUGGAUGGAGAAAUCGAAGACCGAGGAGAUUGACCCGAGAACGUAUACCGAAGAGGAACCACUAUCGGAAGAGCCCGAGGAAACUGAGCCAGAGCCCCCAAGUCCCUUUGUCCAUACAUAUGAGGCUUUCCUGCGUCGUUUCCCCGAACCACAAGAUGUCCAGCAGUCCAUGUCUCAUGCGACUCCUCGUCCUCCCUCUGCUCCUGCUCCGAAUUACGCUGCGCAUAUGCCAUCAGCCCCUUCUCGGCCACCUCCUGCUGUGCCCCGUCCAAGCUAUAGCGGUGUUUCCGACAAUCGAAAUACUCAACCCCAUCUUGAACGACAGAAUUCGGCGAAUCGAACAGCCUUAUAUACUCCUAGCUUCCGCCUCGAUCGCCUCAAGCUUCCGCGGACUGGCCUGACCAAUUUUGGCGUUACGUGCUACAUGAAUGCCACCAUCCAAUGUCUCAACGCCACGAUCUCGUUAAGCAGGUUCUUCAUCGAUAACCGGUUUCGCCACUAUGUACAAAAGAAUUGGAAGGGAUCUCAGGGCGUUAUGCCCGGGCUGUAUGCGAAUCUGAUCCGAUCGCUUUGGAAGAACGACGUGGAAGUCAUCAUGCCCACUUCGUUCCGGAAUUUCUGUGGACGUCUGAAUCGAGAAUGGGCCAUUGACCGCCAGCAAGAUGCCAAGGAAUUUUUCGACUUUGUGGUGGAUUGCCUCCACGAAGAUCUCAAUAUCAAUUGGCAGCGCACGCCGCUCCGACCUUUGACCUUCUCGGAGGAGAUGCAACGAGAACGGAUGGCGAUGACGAAGGUUUCCAAAAUCGAAUGGGACCGAUAUUCUCAUCGCGAGGAAUCAUUUAUCUCCUCCUUGUUUGCCGGACAACAUGCCAGCCGACUGCGCUGCACGACCUGCAAACAAACAUCCACUACCUACGAAGCGUUUUACAGCAUCAGCGUUGAGAUUCCCCCGACGGGUGCCGGUGAUAUCUACCAGUGCCUCCGCAGCUACUGCCAGGAGGAGAUGCUGAGUGGUGACGAAGUCUGGAAGUGCCCGUACUGUAAAUGCAAGCGAAUGGCGACCAAGCAGAUCAUCAUUACCCGCGCCCCCCAGAUCCUCGUCGUCCAUUUCAAGCGGUUCUCCGCCUCCAAGACCCAGAGCGCCCGCAAGAUCCACACUCCGAUUGACUUCCCCCUGCACGGGCUACGAAUGGACGACUUUGUGAUCCCCUACCCUUUGCCUCCGCCUCCGGAGCCCGGGGUGGCGCCCAUGACGGGUGCCACAGUUCCACCAUUCACCUACGAUGCCUUUGCGGUAUUGCGGCACAUUGGCUCCUCCAUGGGCAGCGGACACUACAUCUCCCUGGUCCGCGAUCCGGAGCGACAGUGCUGGCGGAAAUUUGACGAUGAACGGGCAACCGAUUUCCAGCCGCGGAAUCUUCGGGAGCGGGAUCGGCUACAGAACGAGCAGGCGUAUAUUGUGUUUUAUGAGCGAGUUCCAGCGAAAUGA
Messenger RNA from Penicillium bovifimosum, 3252 nucleotides. RefSeq names its product putative ubiquitin C-terminal hydrolase. Gene Ontology annotation, molecular function: cysteine-type deubiquitinase activity. NCBI's taxonomy places the organism in Eukaryota, Fungi, Ascomycota, Eurotiomycetes, Eurotiales, Aspergillaceae. Bases 1 to 3252 code for a protein of 1083 amino acids. Gene Ontology annotation, biological process: protein deubiquitination. The transcript is spliced from 2 exons. Gene Ontology annotation, cellular component: cytoplasm. The record is from RefSeq and is a predicted model, not a curated record.